CUUUGGAGAUUCUACUCCGCAAAGUCUGCGAGCUCGGAACUCGACUUUGCGGCCGCCAGGGAAUGGUAUAGGAGUCUCAACACACAACAGCCUCUACGGCAUGUUGGAGAGGUGACUUACGCCCGGUCCAGCGGUCCUGGCGGCCAGAAUGUCAAUAAAGUUAAUUCGAAGGCUCAGCUUCGCGUCCCCGUUGAUCGUCUCUUCCCCGUAAUCCCUGUCGUUCUACAUCGAGGCAUCUUGUCCUCUCGAUAUUACGCGGAGAAGUCAUCGAGUUUGGUCAUUCAAGCAGAUGAAAGUCGAAAGGCCCAAGCCAACAAGGACACCUGCUUCAGAAGGCUCAACGAACUCAUAGUGGACGUGUACAAGAACACCGUCCCUGGGGAGACGACAAAUGAACAGAAGGAAAGGGUCAAAAUCCUUCAGAAGACAGAAAACGAGGCCAGAUUGAAAAGGAAGAAAUUCCAGUCAAGCAAAAAGCAGUUAAGAUCAAAGGGAGAUAUGGAUUGA
Molecule: messenger RNA, 507 nt
Organism: Cladophialophora psammophila CBS 110553
Lineage: Eukaryota; Fungi; Ascomycota; Eurotiomycetes; Chaetothyriales; Herpotrichiellaceae
Exons: 2
Biological process (GO): mitochondrial translational termination
Cellular component (GO): mitochondrial large ribosomal subunit
Molecular function (GO): translation release factor activity
Source: RefSeq, a predicted model, not a curated record